Messenger RNA from Bubalus bubalis (water buffalo), 797 nucleotides. It is a transcript of the gene PRR15L, whose product is annotated as proline rich 15 like. The record is from RefSeq and is a predicted model, not a curated record. The transcript has 4 exons. Bases 456 to 758 code for a protein of 100 amino acids. Lineage: Eukaryota; Metazoa; Chordata; Mammalia; Artiodactyla; Bovidae.
CUGGAUUGUGCCUGGGGUAAAGUCCAGGUGGCAGUUCAUGCUGGAGAGGGGUUUGGCCUCUUUGGGGCAUGGAACAGGUAGGGAUGACCUCAGUUAUGGCUGGGGUGCAAACAGGCCCCUGAGAGUGGCAGAAUGAGGUUCACCUUGACUCCCGGAGCCACAGCGGAGCAGGUACCGUCCUGCACCUGUUUCUCAGCACCUGCUGCACAGCUGCUGCUACCCAGCUCUCCCAGCCUGAGCCUUGCCUGGCGCGGCAGUCCGGAGGCACCCCCACCUCCCCCAGUCUCCCGGGGCGCAGCUCCUGCACUCAGCUCUUCUCUAGGGAAGCUCUCGCCUCCAGCCUCCCAGCAGUCGGGCUCACAGGGCCAGGGGACAACCACGACAAGGAGGCCACGGAUGCAGGCACUCGGUUCAUUUCAAGCUAAGGAAGCCCCACACUCAGGUCUGGGAACGCCAUGACCGAAGUUGGUUGGUGGAAGCUGACCUUCCUGAGGAAAAAGAAAUCCACUCCCAAAGUGCUGUAUGAGAUCCCUGACACCUACACCCAGAGUGAGGGUGGUGCGGAGCCCCCGAGGCCUGACAGUGGGAACCCCAACAGCAACUUUAACACCCGCUUGGAGAAGAUUGUGGACAAGAACACCAAGGGCAAGCACGUCAAAGUCUCCAACUCAGGCCGCUUCAAGGAGAAGAAAAAGGUCCGAGCCUCAUUGGCGGAGAACCCCAACCUCUUUGAUGACAGGGAGGGCAAAGGACAGUGAAGGGGGCCGAGGAGGACGCUAGCACCUUCCCGCUCCCUG